Messenger RNA from Balaenoptera ricei (Rice's whale), 4319 nucleotides. RefSeq names its product ARB2 cotranscriptional regulator A (gene ARB2A). The record is from RefSeq and is a predicted model, not a curated record. Lineage: Eukaryota; Metazoa; Chordata; Mammalia; Artiodactyla; Balaenopteridae. Gene Ontology annotation, molecular function: siRNA binding. The coding region runs from base 162 to 1412 and encodes 416 amino acids. Gene Ontology annotation, cellular component: nucleus. Gene Ontology annotation, biological process: regulatory ncRNA-mediated heterochromatin formation. The transcript has 11 exons.
GAAGUGCAACUGGAACUUGUUCGGGGCGCGGAUCCGGAGAGGGAAAGUCGUAACAACCGCACGAGGGAGUUCGGCUGGCGAGCUGGAAGGCCACGCCUCCUCCCGCCUCCCCCCACAGCCCUGUAGCUGGGGGCAGAGCUCAGACUGUCUUCUGAAGAUUGAUGUCUAUUUCCUUGAGCUCUUUAAUUUUGUUGCCAAUUUGGAUAAGCAUGGCACACGUCCAGCAGGGAGGUCCAGAUGAAAAAGAAAAGACAACAGCCCUCAAAGAUUUAUUAUCUAGGAUAGAUUUGGAUGAACUAAUGAAAAAAGAUGAACCACCUCUUGAUUUUCCUGAUACACUGGAAGGAUUUGAAUAUGCUUUUAAUGAAAAGGGGCAGUUAAGGCACAUAAAAACUGGGGAGCCAUUUGUUUUUAACUACCGGGAAGACUUGCACAGAUGGAACCAGAAAAGAUAUGAAGCGCUUGGAGAGAUCAUCACGAAGUAUGUAUACGAGCUCCUGGAAAAGGACUGUAAUUUGAAAAAAAUAUCUAUUCCAGUAGAUGCCACUGAGAGUGAACCAAAGAGUUUUAUCUUUAUGAGUGAGGAUGCUUUGACAAAUCCACAGAAACUGAUGGUUUUAAUUCAUGGUAGUGGUGUUGUGAGGGCAGGUCAGUGGGCUAGAAGGCUUAUUAUAAAUGAAGAUCUGGACAGUGGCACACAGAUACCUUUUAUUAAGAGAGCUAUGGAUGAAGGAUAUGGAGUAAUAGUACUGAAUCCCAAUGAAAACUAUAUCGAAGUAGAAAAGCCGAAGAUACAUGUACAGUCAUCUUCUGAUAGUUCAGAUGAACCAGCAGAAAAACGGGAAAGAAAAGAUAAAGUCUCUAAAGAAACAAAGAAGCGACGUGAUUUCUACGAGAAGUAUCGUAACCCCCAAAGGGAAAAAGAAAUGAUGCAGUUGUAUAUCAGAGAAAAUGGUUCUCCUGAAGAACAUGCAGUCUAUGUGUGGGACCAUUUCAUAGCCCAAUCUGCAGCUGAGAAUGUAUUUUUUGUUGCUCAUAGCUAUGGAGGACUUGCUUUUGUUGAACUGAUGAUUCAACGAGAAGCAGAUGUGAAAAGUAAGGUGACUGCUGUGGCGUUGACAGACUCUGUUCACAAUGUGUGGCAUCAAGAAGCUGGCAAAACGAUUCGAGAAUGGAUGAGAGAGAACUGUUGUAAUUGGGUCUCUAGCUCAGAACCAUUAGACACAUCAGUGGAGUCCAUGCUGCCUGACUGUCCCCGAGUCUCAGCAGGCACCGACCGUCACGAGCUAACUUCCUGGAAGAGCUUCCCGUCUAUUUUCAAGUUCUUUACCGAAGCCUCUGAGGCAAAGACCAGUUCCCUGAAGCCGACUCUGACGCGGCGCUCCCACCGAAUAAAGCACGAAGAGCUGUAAGAGGAGAGCGAGCGAGACGGGGGAGGGGAAGCCGAGGAAGCACACUCGAGCAUAUGCAUCCACACGUCUCCCCACCGCCUGUUGUCGGCGAGCAGACUCCCAGCCCCUCAUUAGAUUGUUUUCUUCCUAGAGCACAGGGUCGUGAUAUAUACAUCUAAAUAGCGUUUUGCAUUAUUUCUAGAUGAGUGCAACUGUCAAAGCAAUAUGGGUUCACUGGUCGUGCUUCCUGCGGGCUGUGCUCGGGCUUCGCGCUGCCCGUCAGCGCGCAGAUUAAGGCCGACAGCGCCCUGCCCGGCGCGGCCGGCGCGCCUCUAAUUGCCCUGAUGGAGCCCGCGCCGGUGCUGCGGGGCGAGGGGCGUCUGCGCGGUCCUACCGCCGGCAGCCACGUAGCCGCCGCUCCGCUCCUCUCCCCCGGCCCCCCUUCCCCCUGAAUCAUGUCCAUUUCUUUUUCCCCCCGACCCGAACCGAAGGAAACUUUUAUUCUAGACUUAGAACUCCCAUUUUAAGCAGGUUUUUCCCUAAGGGCGUCUAUGUCUUUUUUUUUUUUUUUUAAGGAAGUCCCCCCCUCCCAAGCCAAAUUUAAAUUCAUAACGUGAAUUCCGUCAUGUACUGUGUAGUUUGGGGAGGGCAAAUUGUUCUCUCCCUAACGAUCUAUUUUCAUUUCGAGACCAGAAGAAAAACUGCAUUAAAAAAAUCUAUAAAGUACCCAAUCCACGUUAUCGCUGAAAACCUUGCCAAUUGAAUACGAGAUUUUACACAGGUCUCUAAUUUCAGAAGAGAUUGUUUAAGCCAAAACAUAGUGAUGAGCAAAUCUUUUAAGUACAUGUGGGAAAGGUUUCAUUUUCAAGGGAAUUUCCAACUUUAUCAUUAGAAUUUACUUUUUUAAAUAUAUAAUGUGUGUUGGGUAGCACUGUAAUUUAGAUAGCAUACUUAAGUUUUGUUUAAAUCUUAAUGUGGAGGAAGUUUGUUAUUAAUCCUAAGUAGAGUGGUCUAUUCUGAGCUUUCAUAGAGUUAGACCUUUUUAGGGAGAGUAUUUUUUAUCGUCGUAAGGAAAAGGAAUCUGUGCGCUUGAACCUUUUCCUUCUGAAAGGCUUAGUGGGGCUAAAAUGAUUCUUUUAGUUUUCUACUUCAACAGAAAGGGAAAGACCUGGUGUGAAAGACUUUUCUCCUCUCAAUCCAAAGGUAUAAUUUGUAGUAGUCCACCUCCUCUGUAAGGUUUUGCCUUACAGUUUCAACAAUUAAGUAUUUUAAUCCAGCUAGGAUCUGGCCAACUCUGUGAAAUAUGAGGUAAAAUAAGUUAAGAUUUUGCUGACUUUUAAAUUCACAUGUUAAAUCUUAACAUUAUGAAUUUUUUAAUUACUUGUAGAAUUUAAUUACCUAGUGAAGAUUCUGUUUCUAGUAAGUGAGGAUCUGAAUUUAGCAUUUUUUUCAUCCUUUUUUAAAGCAUACGCAACAAUAUGCCUGCCUUAUUUGAGGACACGAUAAAAUGUACCCAAAAUAACUUAGAACUGUUUGACUCCUCAGAAAAAUAACUUAAAAUAACCACCUCAUGGAUAAAAUGUUUUUAUACUAGGAACCGAUUUCAGCAAGUUUUAAAACUGAUAGUAUCUGUGUUUGGUACACAAGUGCAUUAAUUAGUUCUCAUAAUUUUAAUGAUGGUAAAUUAAGGUGAUCUCUCUUUCAGUAAUCUUAUAUGCAUAUCUUUCGAUGUUAUUUUAGCAGAAACAACAUAGGAGGAAAAAUCAAAAUGUCAUUUUAUCCAAUUCCUUGGGUGGCUUAAAACGUGUAACCCCAGCAAUGUCAAGCAUGUUGCUCUGCAAUCUUUUCUGUUUUAGAAGUAAUGGUGAACUGUGUAAAAUAAUGGCACCUUCCACGGAGAGGAUUUGAGAAUUGAUGUGGAUUGAAUAUAUUUUUCCAAGUGUUUUAAAUUGUGUGCUGUUUUCAGUAUAUGAAAAUGUUCACAAGAAACUAAUUUUAUGGCAUUUUUUUUAAUCAGCACUUGUACAGUACUCAAUUUGUGAAGCUUCUGCAGCUGAAUUAGAGCAAAUACGCUCAGGUUAUAAACCAAAUCACUCCUAUUUCUUCUCUUCAGUUUUCUCACCCCUCUUUUUUAAAAAACCUUCACUUGUAACUAGAGUAAAUCACUGCUUAUUUGCCUUUAAUACUUUAAAACUACUGGGUUGUUAGGCCUUGUUUAACUAUCUAUAGAGAGCUAUCUGCAAACUUAAGUUGUGUAAAUGUAAUUUCUACUUGUGGAUCUGCGCUGUUGCAACCCAGAGGGAACUAGGCGACCCGUCCCAGACCUCCAACUGAUUACUGAUAAGAUUCCUUGUAACGUACAAUUUUUUAACCUGUUGAUUAUGGGCUUGUUGGUAUAAAUAUAAUAUUAUUUUCACCUCAGUUUUCCUGGAAUAACAACAGUCAGUUUGGUAGUAGCCCGCCUGCUUGGACGAGACAAGGAUUAACAAUGUUUCUGCUCUGCUCUCCCACUUUGGUUUCUUUAAGACAAGUUUUCAGGAGAGUAGAGGUUUAAAGUUAGGAAGUGGGCUUUUUUUUUUUUUUUUUAAAUUAUAUAGUGAGUUCUUAGAGGAAGUGAAAUGGGAAGCAAGGAGUUGUUGAUCAAUCUAAGGUUCAGAAUAGAACUGUUAAAACUUAAAAGCCAGAUACUGGCUUUGGAGCUUUCUAAAGGUACUUAAGUAUACAGCCGUUAAAAGUUUUCAUGGCUAUUUGAAGGUGGGGGGAGAAAUAUUCUUGUAAUAAUUGUUCUUUUCUCAAGUUUCUGCCUUGUGCUUCAACUUGGAUUGCAUUAUUGUUUAUACCAAAAGAAAAGGAAACAAAAGCACAGGAGUUUCCUAUAUAUUAUAUAUUUCUGUUUAAUAUUUUAAAAUAAAAACAAUUUUCCCAAUA